Messenger RNA from Ceratitis capitata (Mediterranean fruit fly), 1787 nucleotides. RefSeq lists its product as uncharacterized. The transcript is spliced from 5 exons. The coding region runs from base 68 to 1702 and encodes 544 amino acids. The record is from RefSeq and is a predicted model, not a curated record. NCBI's taxonomy places the organism in Eukaryota, Metazoa, Arthropoda, Insecta, Diptera, Tephritidae.
UCGCGGUAUUUGUAUAUUUUUUAGUAAUCGAUUCGUGUUAUUUUUCUGAUAUUUUCUAUAAUAUAUUAUGCGUAUUUUAAAUUCGUGUCUUUUGGAGCUACGCGAGUACAAAAAAGGAAAGGUCCUUUGCCGAAUCAUGAUAAGCAACACCACUACGGAAGGGCAAAUCGCAGAAUCUCAAGGCAUUCAUUGGUUGAACAAAUCGCAUUGGAAAAAAUUUGAUAUAAAAAUGGAUCAGUUGGUUAAUGAGUUUUUUAAUAAAAAGCUGGAAAAAAGUGUACUUGUUGAGGAGUCAUUCAAUAUAAAUCAGGAAAUUGACGUAAAGGUGACAAAUUCUGCAGCAACACUAAAAUCUCUCCUGCAAUUUUUAGGCUAUAUAACGUUUGGAAAAAAUGACAACAUAUUAGCGUUAGACUGUUUAGUGAGCUGCCCAGUUAUGCUAAGUGAAGAUUCUCAACCUACUACUGUUUCGGAGUCUAUUUCUUUGAGCAAAGCUGAUGAUUCGGAAAAGAUGAUGCAUUCUCUAAACACUUCAAUGUCAGACAUCAGUAUUAUUAAUGAAAAUCAAUGUUCCCUAAAAUUAUUUAAAACAGUUGAAAAGAAUAUUUCUUCGGAUUCCAGUGAAGAUUUUAAAACUGCUAAGCUCACAAAGUGUGAAAAGAAUCAUGAAGAGUCACCGAAAGUUAUAAGUUCUCUUGCCAAAAGUAAUAUUACUUUACGUAAGCACAAAACUAGGUCAGGACAAAGCAACGCAAAAUCUUGUCAUGAUGAUAAUGUGGAUUUGCACAAAUACGUGGUGAAAAAAUCGAAAAGAAUCAUGGAAAGGGAAUUUAAAGAGUCUGAAUUAAAAAGGAAGAAUUUUUACGAUUUUCCGCAUUCAUCCGACACGAAAUUGAUAAAUAAAAACACAAAGCGGAGAGAAGCAAUUCAUAAACUAAGAUCUAAAGUUUCUGAUACCGACGCAGAAAGCGAUGACUUUGAUAAGAAGACACCUGUUAAAACUCAGCCAGAAUAUCGGGCAACGUCAUCGCUUAAGAAACGCAAAAAUGUUGAACCCUCAUGCCAGCAGGAGAAACAAUCCACAAGUAAAUGGCUGUCUAAAAAACAGCCGGAGGAACUGAUUCUUGCUAAAACAAAGCCACAGGAAAAUGCCACCAAAAAAACUGUAAACAGCAGUUCUGUAAAAAAUACAAACCGGAUCGUUUAUCCCACAACAGAGGAGAUUGCUGAAAAAGAACACAGGGAAAAGGAGCAGAUGAAAGCCAACAAAAAAAUCAAAUCCAUUUUAGAAGAUCUCAUACAAGUGCCAAAAAAAGUAAAGAUUUUAUCUCUUAACAAUAUGACCGCCGAGGAAAUUUUAAACACUUUCCCAAAGUAUAAGAGCCAAAUCGAUGGAAUUUUUCACGAACUAAAAUCAAAACCAAAAGUAACCGGAUACAAUGGAAUAAACCAUUAUCUGGUUAUUGAAUUGAUUGACAAUGAAAAGCAACUACAGAUGAUGAACAAACUUGGAGAAGUAUAUGAAAAGGAUCCCGACGGUUUAUGCUUGAAUCCUACACUCUUUGCAAAUGCUCUGAUGCCCGAAUGGUUGGUGAAUAUUUUUAAGGAUAAAUACAAAUUUUCAUAUAAUGAAGCAGUAUCCCAUUUAAAUGAGCAACGACAGUAUAUGCAGUAUAUGGAUGUAGAUCAACCUUAUUACUAAGAAAUGCUGGCAUGUACCUUUUACACAAAUUUUUGGACUCCAUUUAUUAGCCUUAAGUGAAAAAAUAAACUUAACUUAACAGACU